UUCACACUAAACGAACGGACUGCAGUCUGAUUUUCUUGGCGUAAAUUACUUUUAUUACGCUUCUGUUACAGCCAAAUGAGCAAUGGAACGAUGAAAAAGGUUGGACAGACAUCAUCUUCAAGCAAAAAUAACGACAAGUCAGAUUCUUCUGUUGAAGCAAAAUUUCUCCCAAAUCCUACCUCCAAAACUCCCAUUUCUGCUCUCUCUCCACAUGUCCCAGAAUUUGUCCCAAAGUCUUUUGCAUUGAAGAAAGAAAGUCCAUCCAUUCAAUAUUUAGAAGAAAGGUCAUCGCAAGAAAAGCCUCUUAGUAAUGUUCAGGCAGUGGAGGGGUUGUCAAGGAAACCUGGAGUCAGUGGUGAGCCCAGCAGCCGAGGAUGGUGGGAUGAAGCACCGUUAAAGAUGAUGGACAGCAAAGAAUUGGAAGGAUAGGGGCAAGUAGAGGAAGAGGUAGAGGAAGGACGGCAUGGAUGAACAACACCCCAAACCAGAAUAACAGCAUACAAAGUGUUGAACCAAAAGAUCUUAAAGUCUCAGAUCAAGAUAAUGUUAAACGAAUUGGACGUGGGCGUGGUUGUCGGAGCAAUAAUUUGGACCAUGCUGGAAUUGCUGUUCCUAAAAAGACUUCAAAUUCGGGAGAARUUUCGACCAGUAAUAAACAUAGUAACCUAGAUUUAAUGGGAAAUGAAAAAGAAAUAGAUGGGAGUUCAAAAGCAGAAGAUGAUGGAUGGAUUGUAGUUGGAAAUAAAAAGAAAAUGGARGAACAGAAGGGUUCUGAAAAAGGAACAGAUGAAAAAAUGAGUACUGGCAAUCAAUUCAGUGCAAAGUUGAAAAAAUUGAAUAAAAGGGAUGAUAAGGUGAUUGUGAUAAAUUCUCAACAAAAAAUGGAAAGAUGGAGAAGGAGAAGAGACGAGAAGAAAGAAAGAAGAGUGGACAAUAAUGAACAGAAAAGAAAGACUUUUGAAGAUAAAGAAAUUACUUCAGAAAAUAUAAUUACACCGAACGAUUUUGACAGACAAAGAAAACAUUAUGAAGGAAAGAGCAAAGCUGUCCUGAAUAGUGUAGGUAUUGAAUCUGAAAGUACAACUAACAAGACUACUCAAGAGAAAGAACCAAAAAAGGUAGAAAUUGUAAAGAUAAUAAAAACUGAACAAAAUCAAAAAGAAAUGAAAAUUUUGCUGAAAAAGAACAAUGAGAGGAAAUUGCCCCAUGAGGAGGAAGCAGUUUGCAAAGAUCCUGGAUUUGAACUUUGUGAAGGUGAUGAUGAAUUCCCUGACUUACAAGCCUCAAGUAAAGCAUCAAGUACUUCUCUGGCCAGUGAUUGGUUGUCGGGUGGGAGUAGAAUGCCRAUUAUAUCUUACAGUGCUGUAUUGAAGGCCAUGCCAAAGCCUAGG
Messenger RNA from Actinia tenebrosa (Australian red waratah sea anemone), 1391 nucleotides. RefSeq lists its product as uncharacterized. Gene Ontology annotation, cellular component: ribonucleoprotein complex; mitochondrion. Lineage: Eukaryota; Metazoa; Cnidaria; Anthozoa; Actiniaria; Actiniidae. Gene Ontology annotation, molecular function: selenocysteine insertion sequence binding; mRNA 3'-UTR binding; ribonucleoprotein complex binding. The record is from RefSeq and is a predicted model, not a curated record.